This is a messenger RNA of Phoenix dactylifera (date palm), 1368 nucleotides long. Its product is annotated as homeobox-leucine zipper protein HAT22-like. Gene Ontology annotation, molecular function: DNA-binding transcription factor activity, RNA polymerase II-specific; sequence-specific DNA binding. Lineage: Eukaryota; Viridiplantae; Streptophyta; Magnoliopsida; Arecales; Arecaceae. Gene Ontology annotation, biological process: regulation of DNA-templated transcription. The record is from RefSeq and is a predicted model, not a curated record.
GUCUCAGGCGUUGCAUUCCCAUUUGUCGACCUAUGUAAGUGUAUGCGUCACACCUCCCAAUUCUCAAUAACUCCCUCUUAUUCAUUCUCCCCUACUCAUUCUUUCCUUAGCCAACAAUCAUAAGCAGCUAUCUCUCUCUCUCUCCCCCUCCCUCCCUCCCCAUCUAUCUUUCUCUCUAACAGUUAGAACAGAAGGGAGCUUCGUGUGGUGGAAUCUAAGGAAGCAUGGACAUGGGUCAAGAAGAUGCAUGCGACACAGGCCUAGCUCUCGGGUUGAACUAUAAUGCUAGCGGCCUGUCGAGCGAUCGCCAUGGCCAUCGAGAGGCAGUCGUAAAAUUGGAACUGUCGCCAUCAAAUAUGGUUUCUCUCGAGCCCUCGCUCACCCUUGGCCUCCCAGAUGACGUGAAGAAAGCGAAGGUGGAAGCGAGAGUAGCCCGGCAAUCAUCUCCACAUAGCACGGUCUCGUCCUUCUCCGACGGCCAUCCUUCAAGCACAAAGAAGGAGAACAGCAUCAGGAGCGAGGAAGCCGAGAAGGUUUCAUUUCGGGUAAGUGAUGAAGAAGAAGAAGGCUCCGCUAGGAAGAAGCUUAGGCUUACCAAGGAUCAGUCUGCCCUCUUGGAGGACAGGUUUAAGGAGCAAAGUACCCUUAAUCCGAAACAAAAGCAAGCCUUGGCCAAGCAAUUGAAUCUGCGGCCCCGGCAAGUGGAGGUGUGGUUUCAAAAUAGGAGAGCAAGGACUAAGCUCAAGCAGACCGAAUUCGAUUGCGAGGUCCUGAAGAGGUGCUGUGAGACGCUGAGUGAUGAGAACCGGAGGCUGAAGAAGGAGUUGCAUGAGCUAAGAGCCCUGAAGUCUGCAUCUCCGCUGUACAUGCAGUUCCCGGCCGCGGCCCUCACGAUGUGCCCAUCAUGCAAGAAGAUAACUGCAGCCAGCGAGGGCUCGAAAGCUGGCCCUUUUGUGACAGCGCCGAAGCCUCACUUAUUCAUGAAUUCCUUCACCCAUUCAGCAGCGUGCUAAGGGGGGACUCUUGACAGAGAAAGGCACCGCCCACACCCUUUUCUUUUUCAAACUAGGGCUUGGGACUGAUAAUCAAUUAAGAUUUACUGUAUGUUGUGUAAUUCUCUCCUUUCUCUCUUCGCUCUAAUUACCUAGCUUUGUUUAGGGUGCCCACACCCUUUUCUUUUUUAAACUAGGGCUUGGGAUUGAUAAUUAAUUAAGAUUUACUGUAUGUUGUUGUGUAAUUCUUUCCUUUCUCUCUUCGCUCUUACCUAGCUUUGUUUAGGGAUUAGCAUAUGGGGUUAGAUGAUGUAAAAAGGGAAUGAAAAGAAGUGCAUAUUCGUCUAAUUUCACAAAAAAAAGUUUUUAAUACCCG